This is a messenger RNA of Phytophthora infestans T30-4, 1467 nucleotides long. Its product is annotated as secreted RxLR effector peptide protein, putative. Bases 1 to 1467 code for a protein of 488 amino acids. The record is from RefSeq and is a predicted model, not a curated record. NCBI's taxonomy places the organism in Eukaryota, Oomycota, Peronosporomycetes, Peronosporales, Peronosporaceae. The transcript has a single exon.
AUGCGGUGGUGCCGUGUCGCGCUCGUUGCGUUGAUUUCCCUGUUUCUUCCCAGCAGCGACGUUCUUUCGGAGGCCAAGGUAUCGACGGCAGCGUCGCGCGCUACCUUGAUAUCUGCUAACCCCGUCGUCGCUGCGACUGCCCGUAGAAGGCAUUUAAGGACGGUAAACUGGGACAACACAAGGGGUUCCUCCUUCCAGGACAUCGAUCGCCGUGAUGGCAUCAAUGGCGACUUCGAGACUGACACGCCCCACGCGAACGACCGCGAGGAGCGGGCAGGGAACGGAGCAGUUCUUGAGAAACUCCAGUCCCUCAAAGCAUUUGAAAAACUCAAAUCCUUUAGACCGAUGAAGUCAUUCUCGCGUUCAAUGACCAAAGCUACGAAAUCUUUUCGUGAACAUGUUACUCCGCUGUUAGCGACAAGCGCGAAGGUGGAUGUAUGGCGCAAGAACAAGAAGUCAGUGUCCUUCGUCAGGAACGCGCUGGGGCUGGACAACCUGGAGGGUAGCGCGCUCACCGGAGCCACGAAUUUCAGGUUCUACGACGACUUCGUGAUCUCCCAGAUACCAGUCUGGAAGAAGAACGAGUGGACUCCCAACCAAGUUGCCACUGAGUUGGGUAUUUAUGGGCUGCAAGGAGCUGCGCUUACGUCCAAUCCGAAUUUCAAGUACUAUAGCCAAUUUAUGGAGCAGCAAGCAUUGCUGUGGGCUAAAAAUGAUCUUGACAUCGACAAUAUCUUGGUUCGGCUAGAGCUGAACACAGUGCAAUUAAAAGAUCGCCCACAAGCUGAAAACUUCAAGUUCUUCGAGGAAUUCGUGGCUGGUCUAAUGAGGUCCUGGAUGCAGAAAGACACACCUCUGGCCGACGUCAUGGUGAAGCUGAAGCUGGAUAAGUUGACUGGAAACGCGCUCUUGAGCCACCCGAACUACAAGUACUACAAAAACUACGUGAAAAACAACCUGAAAGAGUGGGCUGCCGAUCUGAAAUCCUAUAAUUUCGCUACGGAGAAGCUGGGCAUGAAGAAGGGUCUGUCCGGGAACAAGCUGAAAGAACAUCCGAAUUAUGUCUUCUUGGAGAAACUUGGAACACAUGCGAACGAGUACCGAGAAAAGUUGUGGCUACAGCGACAUGUCACGUCUUUUGAUGCGUGGAACAGGCUUGGAGUAAGCCGAGUACAUCCAACAUUGCGUUUCAAGUCGAGCACGUUCCAUCUCUACGAGAAUUACGUCAACCUGGUGGACGAUACAAUGAUUCAGUUGAUAAACAAGGGCGAAACUAAACUGCCAAACCUGGUCAACAAAGAGGCAUCUGGUCGAGAACUAAACGAGAAGGCGCUUAUUUGGGCCAAAAAGGAGAGACCGGAGUGGUACGUCAAGUUUUCCUUGGGCUUGGACGGCUUGGACGAAACUGCACUGAAAGAAGCCACCAACUACAAAUACUACCAGCGCUAUCUACAGCACACGCACUGA